UGGGCGGCCCGGCGGCCUGAUGCGAGCGCGGGGCCGGGGGGGUCCGCUCCUGCCUGGAUCGCGCCCGGGAGAGCCGCGGGCGGCGGCGCCCUCGCAUCUCCUCCCCGCUUGGCGCCCCCAGUCCGGUCCGCGGAGAGGCGGCUGGCACCGGCCCGGGGCCCCUCUUGCCCCCUGCCCGAGGCGGCGGCGGCACCACCUCCGCAGGAAGCCCGGUUGCCCGCCCCGGAGGGGAGAGAUGCUCGGGUAGAGGACCGACAAGGGGGAUUGGAUCAACCUGCCACCACCUGAACCUGGCUUGCCCAGAGGAGACCCUCAUCACUAGGACCCUCCUGGCCAUGCGCUGAAAGAUGUCUCUCUCCAGGCUGAGCAGCUUCACCAAUGGCUUCCUGGAAGACCCCUCCGCUGUGGAGGCUGCCGGUGGGGCGGACAUGGCCCAGGUCCUCAAAUGCUUGGAGUUGGGCACCAUCCUGACCUUGUUCUAUCAGAAGAAGUCACAGAGACCGGAGCGGAGGAGCUUCCAGGUCCGGCUGAAGAGCAGGCAGGUCGUCUGGAGCCGGACGCCCGAGAAGGUGGAGGGGGACGUGGACAUCAGGGAAAUCAAAGAGAUCCGACCCGGGAAGAAUUCCAGGGAUUUUGAACGCUAUCCAGAAGAAGCCCGGAAGCUGGACUCCACGCUGUGUUUUGUCAUCUUAUACGGAACAGACUUCAGGCUGAAGACGUUGAGUGUUGCUGCUUUUUGCGAGGAUGACGUGACUCUCUGGGUGGCCGGGCUGAACUGGCUGGUGACAGAUACGCAGCGAUCACAGACUCCGCUCCAGAUUGAAAGAUGGUUGAGGAAGCAGUUCGAUUCAAUGGACAGAUCUAGAGAAGGCAGCAUCAGCCCCAAAGAUCUGAAGGCCACGCUGCCCCAGGUCAACUACCGCGUGCCUAACAUGAGAUUCCUUCGGGAUAAACUUGUGGAGGUGGAGGUCCGUGGUGAAAUUACCUUCAGCCAUUUUACGCAGUUCUAUAAAAACCUGAUGUUUGAUGCGCAGAAAUCGGUCGUCGAGCAGCUAGAGCUGUCCUUCCCUUUACGUAACGUGGAUCGGCCGGAACUCUGCCAAAUCACCUUGUAUGACCUCCAGAGAUUCCUGCAAUAUGAUCAGAAGGAAGCAUGGGCGAGUGACAUAGCCAAGGUCCGGGGGUUCCUGUGCGGCUACCUGCAGGAUCGCUUUGGUGACACGACAGAGCCCUUCUUCCAGCUGGAUGAAUUCCUGACAUUCUUGUUCUCCAAAGAAAACAUGCUCAUGGAUUCCAAGUGUGAGCAGGUCGUCCCUGAAGAAAUGAAUUUCCCCUUGUCACAGUACUGGAUCUCGUCUUCUCAUAACACGUAUCUCACUGGGGAUCAGUUCUCCAGUGAGUCAUCUCUAGAAGCCUAUGCCCGCUGCCUCCGGAUGGGGUGUCGAUGCAUUGAAUUGGAUUGUUGGGAUGGCCCUGAUGACCUGCCCAUCAUCUACCACGGCCACACGCUCACCUCCAAAAUCAAGUUCCUGGAUGUGUUGCACACCAUCAAGGAGCAUGCCUUCACCACCUCCGAGUAUCCCAUCAUUCUUUCCAUCGAAGAUCACUGCAGCAUCGUCCAGCAGAGGAACAUGGCGUCCCACUUCAAGAAGGUGUUUGGCGACAUGCUGCUGACCAAACCGGUUGACGUCAAUGCUGACCAGCUUCCCUCGCCUGCCCAGCUCAAGAAAAAAAUCCUUAUCAAGCACAAGAAGCUGGUGGAAGGAAACCUCUAUGAAGAAGUCUCCACAGCCAGCUACUCUGAGAACGACAUCAGCAAUUCGAUUAAGAAUGGCAUCUUGUACCUUGAAGAUCCCAUUGACCAUACCUGGAGCCCCCACUAUUUUGUUCUGACAAGCAACAAGAUCUAUUACUCUGAAGAGACCUCCCACUACCAAUCCAAUGAGGAGGAGGAGGAGGCGGAACAGAAAGAGGAGUUUAAUAACAACGAACUACACUUUAGUGAGAAAUGGUUCCAUGGAAAACUGGGCGGGGGCCGCGAUGGGCGCCAGAUUGCUGAGCGGCUGCUGCACGAAUACUGCACUGAGACUGGUGGCAAAGAUGGCACCUUCCUAGUGCGGGAGAGCGAGACUUUUGUGGGUGACUAUACCCUGUCUUUCUGGCGCUCCGGACGGGUCCAGCACUGCCGCAUCCAUUCCCGGCAGGAAGCUGGCGCUACCAAGUUCUACCUGACCGACAACCUGGUCUUUGACAGCCUCUACAGCCUCAUCUGCCACUACCGCGAGGUGCCGCUGCGCUGUAACGAGUUCGAGAUGCGCCUCACCGACCCCGUGCCGCAGCCCAACGCCCACGAGAGCAAGGAGUGGUACCAUGCCAACCUGACCCGUCUGCAGGCUGAGCACAUGCUGAUGCGGGUGCCCCGGGAUGGCGCCUUCCUCGUGCGCAAGCGGAGCGAAGCCAACUCCUACGCCAUCUCCUUUCGGGCCGAGGGGAAGAUCAAGCACUGCCGAGUCCAGCAGGAAGGGCGGCUUUUCACACUGGGCAGCUCGGCGGAAUUCGAGAGCCUUCUCGACCUGGUCGGCUACUACGAGAAGCACCCGCUCUACCGCAAGAUGAAGCUGCGGUACCCUAUCAACGAGGAGGCCUUGGAGAGGAUGGGCACGGCGGAACUGGAUUACGGGGCGCUGUAUGAGGUGAGGAGCCCUCACUUUUAUGUGGAAGCCAACAAGAUGCCCGUGGCCAGGUGUACCGUGAAGGCCUUGUACGACUACAAAGCCCAACGAGAAGACGAGCUCUCAUUCUGCAAACAGGCCAUCAUUCAUAACGUUGACAAGCAGGACGGCGGAUGGUGGCGAGGAGACUACGGCGGGAAGAAACAGCUCUGGUUCCCCGCUAACUACGUGGAGGAGAUCAUGAGCGCCUCCGUGCCAGAGCAGGACGAAGUGUCAGUGGAGAACAGUCCUUUGGGCAACUUCCUGAAGGGGUUCAUCGAUGUUCCGUCCUGCCAUGUCGUUAUCUCCAAAGACGGGAGGAGCGCCAAGCCCUUUGUCUUCACCAUCCAUUCUCAGCAGAUGACCCACCCUUCCCAGUCGCUGGACGUCGCCACAGACACUCUGGAGGAGCUCAACGACUGGGUGGCCAAGAUCCGGGAGGCCACACAGAACGCAGAUGCCAGGAUGCAGGAAGGGAAGAUCAUGGAGCGGAGGAAGAAGAUUGCCCUGGAGCUAUCAGAGCUGGUCGUCUAUUGCCGCCCGGUGCCCUUUGACGAGGAGAAGAUCGGCACGGAGAAGGCCUGUUACCGGGACAUGUCGUCCUUCCCGGAGACCAAGGCGGAGAAGUACGCCAACCGCAGCAAGGGGAGAAAGUUUCUUCAGUACAACCGGCGGCAGCUGAGCCGUGUCUACCCCAAGGGACAGCGCCUCGACUCGUCCAACUACGACCCGUUGCCCAUGUGGAUCUGUGGCAGCCAGUUGGUGGCCCUCAACUUCCAGACCCCCGACAAACCGAUGCAGCUGAACCAGUCGCUCUUCACGCUGGGCGGGCGCAGCGGGUACGUCUUGCAGCCGGACAUGAUGCGGGAUGACCUUUUUGACCCUUUCGACAAGAGCAGCCUGAAGCACGUGGAGCCCAUCACAGUCCAGCUGCAGAUCUUAGGGGCCCGGCACCUCCCCAAAAACGGCCGCAGCAUCGUUUGCCCAUUCGUGGAGGUAGAGGUGUGCGGCUCGGAGUUUGACAACAGCAAAAACAAGACGGACGUCGUAGCCGACAAUGGCCUCAAUCCCGUCUGGCUGGUCAAGCAGUUUGUCUUUGACAUCAACAACCCCGAGUUUGCCUUUCUGCGCUUUGUGGUUUAUGAGGAAGACAUGUUCAGUGACCCCAACUUCUUGGCCCAGGCUACCUUCCCUGUCAAAAGCCUCAAAACAGGCUACCGGUCAGUGCCACUGAAGAACAGUUACAGCGAGGAUCUUGAACUGGCUUCUCUGCUGCUCCACAUUGAAAUCAUCAAUGCCAAGGAAGAAGACGACGAGAACUUGUACUCCUCCAUCCAGCAACUACGGGACCGGGCAAACGAGCUCUCCAACCAGGUGUCCAACCUGGAGCACAGCAACGCUUGUGACUCGCGUUACCAGCAACGGCUGGAUGAACUGAGGGUGGCGCAAGAGCAGCUCAUGGAGCUGACCGAAGCACGCAAUAGGAAGUUGAUGGAGAAGAAGAAGCGGGACCGGCAGCUGGCCAACAAGCGUAACUGAACUGCACCUUCCUUUCCUGGUUUGCCCAUCCUCCUGGAGAGACCCGUGCAGUCUCUUCUCUAGCCUUUCAGGAGGUGCUGGAUACAAGACGUCCUUCAGGCUCACCAGCUCCUGGUGGCCUCCCUGGCUGCUGAGACAGUGGCCACAGGGGUAAGGCAACCUCAGCAGGAGUUUUCCUCCAGGUGUUGGAAGCAGGAGUCCUUGCCAACCAUUUUCACCCUCUAUGAAGCAGGCUGGGUCAACUCUUCCUGCAUCGGAGGUCUGGAGUUCCCACUAUCAAUCUCUUCUUCAACAUGUUCCUCAGAGCUCUGUUUUAAUCCACGUUUCCCUUCCUCGUGGAUCAGGAAGACAGGCCUUUAUUAUGUUUAUUAUUAUGUUUAUUAUUAUUAUUAUUAUUAUUAUUGGCUUUGAUGCAACCUAGGGCAGUAGCAAGUGCCUCUAAUCUUAACUUUCCCAGAGAAGGUGUUUUCGCACAGCAGAAACCUGGUGGAGCCAGUUGAGGAAGCGCAGGACAGAAGCGGAGCCAAGGUGGGGCAGAGGGAUGCAGAGUCCCGGGGAUCGAGAGGAUUUGCCUGCCAGGUCCUGAAGGGUGCCUGCAAGAUUCACUCUUGAAUGGACGGGAGGAUCAGGCCUUGGACACAAGGAAGAGAGGCUAGGAUAAACGAUCGAUCUGGUUUGCUUCCUUCUUUCCAGCCCCAUAUCCUUCCUCCCCAUCCUGAAUUCCAGAAGUGAUGCCAGACGCACCCUUAGUCCCAUGCGCUGCUUUCAGCAGGCCCUCGUGCCCAGCAGGCAGCCUUAAGUAUAUUUAUUUAUUCAUCACGGGGCAUGAGAAGGAAAUCUCUCCCUCCCCACCAAUAACCAUACCCAAAGGCUGUGGGGGCGCAUUCUGAGAAACAUCGCUCGUAAAAGGAAACAUUUCCGUUUUGAUAAUCCUUGUUGUGUGGUUUCACUUGAGGACGCCCCCGUCAUCUUCCUUGGCUGUCAUGCUGGGGAUGCUCUAAGGCAGGCAGACAUGAGCGGAAGCCAAGCGGGGGUCCCCUUUGGAAAGGGGAAGUGGCUGCGGAGGCGUGACACCUGGUGAGCACAGAACGAUCCAGGCGGGAAGGAUGUGGUGGCGCCUCUAGCCCACCCUCCUCUCCCGAAACAGCGGCCCCUCCAGAUUCCUCUUUGGGAUCCAAGAAAGGCACUUCUCUUUGCUGGCUGAACUGCUUCUGCCCUUUGUUGCUCUUUAGAUAAGUAACCUUUUCUGUCCUAUUGCUGUGAUUAGCAUUUGUCUUUAAUGCUGGCUGUUAAAUGAACAGGUUGGGACAGGUCGGGGACAGGUUGUAAGCAACGAUGGUUGCAAGGAUGGAGAGAGAGAUGGAGAGAAAGGUUCUUCUUGCAUUUUUGCCUGUUCUUAACCUAUCAGAGCAUCACUCCAGAGCAGCGUUUCUCCACCUUGGCAACUUUAAGAUAGCUGGCUGGGGGAUUCUGGGGGUUGAAGUCCACCUAUCUUAAAGCUGCCAAGGUGGAGAAACGCUGCUCUGGAGUGAUUUUACUUACGUCAGUAAACCGCAGGACGGGUGGUGGUGGUGGUUAGAAAGUGCAGGUAAGAUGGCUGGCAAAUAGUUGGAAAAAAAAAUCUGUUCUUCGGUGCAAGAAGUCCUUGAACUAGAAGACGGCGCAUGGGCACAUUUCAAACAAGCCCGACAAAUAACCACAGUUCCCAUGUGAGACUUGAAAGAGACAUGCAACUUCGUCUUCUUUAAGAAUUCUGUGUGUGCGAAGGACGAUGUCUGUGACCUGUUUUGUUCAUACCUUGUCCUCUCCCCCCGUCUGCGGUGGAAUCGUGGGUGCAAAAGGGGGGAGAAAAUCAUGCAGGAACAGCUAGGUAUUUCGCCCCGCUUCCAGGACACGGCUCUGCUGCUACCCAAAGUAGAUGGACACCCACCUACGGGUCAGAGCUCAAAGCCACGGGCACGGUGAGCAGCGGGAUUUGAACUAAGUUUCGGAAGAGAUCGUUGAUCUAGUUGAUCAGUGGCAUUUGUGAAGGAGAAAUGGGGUGGGUGCACUGCAGAAAGCUGAUAAGUAUCACAGAGGAAGGCUAAGGAGAAGCCAGGAUGAUGUCAAAUCCUAGUUGGGCCGUAGAAGCCUUUUUGACAAAAUUUGGAAUGCAUUUUGCUAAACCUGCCUCAUGAAGUGACUGUGUUGCUUAGUCAUCUGCUUGGAGAAAUGCAUUGAACUGUUAAAUGGGUCUCAGAGAGGCAGUAAUUUGAAAAGGGAGAAUUUACAGGCAGUCCUCAACUUAUGACCACAGUUGGGACCAGAAUUUCCAUCGUAAGUCAUUGCAGUCAUAAGUCAUUGCCAAGCGCCCGAAAUGUGCUCAUGUGACCACAGGGGGUGUAUGCGACAUUUUGUGCCGUAAAGCAUCCAUUCCGAGGCCAUUGUAACUUCGGACCAUUGUUAAACGUAUGGUCGUAAGUCGAGGACUGCCUGUAGUGUCUUAGAGGACUAUGCAAAACUGAGCAUUCGUGAAGAGAUGAAAACAGGCCCAAAGACAGGAGUUAAAACCUGCCAUGUGCUCCUCAAAAUGGGCAAGAUAAGCUACAGAGGAGGAAGUUUUUUCACAGGAUGUUUCAUCGAACUUAAGCCGUCUGAGGGUUUCAGUUAGCACUUUAAAAAAAGAAAAAGCAUUCAGCGGCAAGGAUACCAAAACCCUGUAGAAAUGUCAGAAACCGGAGAAGGGCAGAAUGCAACUGGCAAAGGAGGUGCCCUCUCCAGCCGUUUUCAAAACGAGUUGUUUCCAGCAGAUCUCAGAUUGCUUGAGGCGCCAGGAAACCCGGAACAGUGUUCAAAACCGUUAGAGAACCCCAGCACCCUGCAGGACUUAGUGGCUGUUUGCAGAACAGCCUGCAAGGAAGCGCAGCACUUCAGGUCCCAUCCUACUCCUGCCUCUUUGCAGGAAGGCUGACCUGUUGUUCAGGGAAAGGGGCGUUCGAAUUCUCAGAAGCUAAGCUUUUUUGCCAUCUUCGGACCCAGGCCUGGCUUUGUCACUCUCCGUCCUGGCUAACCCUGGGUGGGGAGGAAACAAAGCCAGCGGCUCACCUGUUAGCGCUGGACUGGUACCCUGACGCCCUUUAAGCCAGCUCCUUACGACGUUCACACCUUUGUCAAAAACCAGUUCUUCAGCUUAAAUGCAGUCAAUGGUGGACUUAAAAAUGAAAAAAAAAAAAGUGGCCAGCUUGAAAGAGACACACAAAUAAAUUGCCCUUUCCGGUGGCCUUUGCAAGAACUGAGUUCCAAAUUACGGUCUUCCCAGUGCCUUUAGCUGGGGGUCCUCUUGCUCCUCAUUUCCAUGGCGACGCUACAGGUGGUGGGCACCAGGGAGGCCCCAGCAACGUGGGUUAGCAAGGGCAGAGCCUUGAGGAAACGCAGCAAGGAAGCAGGGAAGUGUUUUCGGCAGGAUUCAGGUUCGCUCUCCAAACCGAAUGGCCACCAGCUGAACAAAAGAGCUCAACAAGGGACCAGCAGCGGUUACUGGGCAGGAGGGAGAACUGUCAAUAGCCCAGUUAAGACCCCCCCCUUUUUUUUUCAGGAGAGGUACACAUAAGAAGCACAAGAGAGUUGGCACACCAGCACUGUUCCAAGAUCAAAAAACCCUUUUGGUGCCACUCUGGGGAGGGAUUCUGUGUUCUUUGUAUGAACAAAUAAAUCUAUUUAGCCAAUAUUUAUACAACAA
Molecule: messenger RNA, 7968 nt
Organism: Candoia aspera
Lineage: Eukaryota; Metazoa; Chordata; Lepidosauria; Squamata; Candoiidae
Product: 1-phosphatidylinositol 4,5-bisphosphate phosphodiesterase gamma-1-like
Exons: 33
Coding region: 348-4250 (1300 amino acids)
Biological process (GO): phosphatidylinositol-mediated signaling; phospholipid catabolic process; positive regulation of epithelial cell migration
Molecular function (GO): phosphatidylinositol-4,5-bisphosphate phospholipase C activity; protein binding; calcium ion binding
Source: RefSeq, a predicted model, not a curated record